AUGGAGCCUUCUGUCAGGACCAUUUACCUGCCACGCAACGAGUGGUAUGAGCUACAGGAACACCUCGCCUCUUGCCAUCAAAUCCGUCGUGGCAUCAUCAAAUUAUUCUACAAUCUCAGCCAGCAACACCUAACGAUGUCUGUCACCACUCCCUUGCACACAGAAGCCGGUGGGCACCUGGAGGAAGGCAUCAAUGUUGUCGGGUACCUGAGUGAACAACUCAGGUACACCAAGAUCAAGGCGGAGAGUAGCGGUGCAGCACCAUACUGUGUCACGUCAGAGGGCAAGGUGCUCCAGCAGGUCGCUGACCACAAGCUGUCGGUCGUUCUUCGCCAAGAAUUCAGGCGCCUGCAGGGCCAACGUAGGCUCACUCGAGGAGCCGAAGUACAGCCUCCCCCAUUCUCUUGCGAGCUCACCAAUGUGGAGACGUCCCACAGCAAGCACAAUGGUCAUGUUUUACACAAAGCUACUGUGAGAUCCAGUCUCAUGACCAAGUUUGCUCCUACAGAGGUGGAGGGUGUAGUUUUGUUGCCUGCACCUGCCCUGGCAGCCACUUCCUCGUCUACCCUCGCCAGCCCAGCAGGUGCUCAGGCCUUGGCCCAAUCCCCUUCUCUCCGUCCACCAGCCACUUCCUCAUCUACCCUCACCAGCCUGGCAGGCGCUCAGGCCCAGGGCUGUCCACGGCGGUGGUCUACCAAGCCAGCCCAGGCCCCAGCUCAAUCCCCUUCUCCCAGUCCAGUGCGGCAGUCUAUCAAGCCAGAGGGAGAAGAGAUUGAGAUAUUUGGUAUCGUCCCGGUCAUCAUCAUCAACCUCCAGGACGGUUCAAUGGCAAAGGGAGGUGGAAAGCCUGUGGGCUGUAAGAUGGUCACCUUCACCUCAGCGGAUGGCAUACUCGAGUUGGAAAUGGCACCCCUCAAAGACGCGGAUUCUUUCUUUGGCCAACUCUGGCAGGGGGACACACUACUCACCCCAGAGAGGUCAGCUGCAAUGCUUGUCUUCCCAGACAGAGAGGGUCUGGAGCGCCUGAGGAAGGGCGUUGAGGCUGGAUGGAGUGCAGAGCGGUUCAUCGAGGAAGGAGAUGGCAUGCACAUUGUCCCAGACGUCCCAGAGGCACCAGGUGACGGCACCCAGCAAAGCCCCACAGUACGGCAGGAAUACCUGAGGAUGAUACCAGUGUGGGAGCAGUACGUGCGGCAACUUCGCUAUAUGCAGUGCGCGUACGAAAAGCUGGCCAUCAAUGUGAUGCAUGGCACCAAAUCUGACGAGGCGACUGCGUGGCUUAAAGACAUCCUCCCUCGGCUCAAGGCACAAGAGGCACAAUUGCCUGAGGGUGUCGCAAAGGAGGACGACUUCGGCCUCGCAUAUGUGGUAGACCUCAUUGCCGAAGGUCUCGCACAGGCGGCAGAAAAAAUGGCGGUGGAAAAGCACCAAAGUAGCUUCUCGGCGCAGAACAGUUACCCCAAGGUCUUGUUGGCCGCCAGCAUGAAGCGGACCCAUGGCGAUCCGUGCUGGAUUGAUAUCAAUGAGGGCCACCUCGAUGAUGGCUACCAAUACCUGCUCGAAGGGACACUGACCAAGAAACUGCAGUACCAGAGCCCGCCCACGUCGGCCUACCUGUUCACCGACUGA
Messenger RNA from Rhodofomes roseus, 1629 nucleotides. RefSeq lists its product as uncharacterized. Lineage: Eukaryota; Fungi; Basidiomycota; Agaricomycetes; Polyporales; Fomitopsidaceae. The transcript is spliced from 5 exons. Bases 1 to 1629 code for a protein of 542 amino acids. The record is from RefSeq and is a predicted model, not a curated record.